CACACUGUGUGAACAUGGUUGGUCGUCGGUUAGCCUGCUAGCCGUAUUAUUUUUUGGGGGGCUGUUUAUUAUCAUGGUAACAUGUUCGAUAAUAUGUAAUAACGUGUCCGUUGAUGAAGGAGGACGCGGAGGGGAUGUGGCUAAAUAAUGGGAAACGUUUUCGGGAGAAAGAGUCGACCUACGCGUGUAACGGAACAAGACAAAGCCAUUUUGCAAUUGAAGCAGCAGAGAGAUAAACUGAAGCAGUACCAGAAGAGAAUCACCCUCCAGCUGGAGAAAGAGCGACUUCUGGCAAAGCAGUUGCUAAAUGAUGGAAAGAAAGAAAAGGCGCUGCUGCUUCUUAAGAAAAAGCGAUAUCAAGAUCAGCUUCUAGACAAGACUGAAACUCAGAUAUCAAACCUAGAGAGGAUGGUUCAAGAUAUUGAGUUCAUACAAAUUGAGACGCGAGUCAUCGAGGGACUUCAGGUUGGCAAUGCUUGUCUGAAGAGUAUGCACGAGAUCAUGUCGAUCGAAGAUGUGGAGAGAAUCCUGGAUGAGACCCAGGAAUCGAUUGAAUAUCAAAGGCAAAUAGAUGAAAUGCUGGCUGGAGCCCUGACGCAGGAGGACGAUGAGGCUGUUUUAGCAGAGCUGGAAGCUAUCACUCAGGGAGAAGAUGUAGCACUUCCAGAAGUCCCCACUGAGCCCAUACCAGAUGUCCCAGAGGCAGCUAAAGCUGAACCAGAGCGGAGAGAUGCAAAGGACACGCCAGACAGAGAAAUGUUAACGGCCUAGAACAGAGUCAAUUUGUGAUUUAAGAGUAGGCUGUCUUUGUCCCGAAGGGCACUUUUGUGUAUUUCACUAGGCGGGACCUGCACACAUCAGUGCUCCCCUGAAGUAUCUACACAAAGGACUUGUAUACGCAACGCAAUGUCACAUUGUAACCUUUAUGGUUAUGGUGUAACAGAAUGAACGGACACAUUUUUAGAUGUUUUACACAUUCAUUUUAGUUGUUUUCCACAUUAAAUUGAGCUGUGACCACAA
This is a messenger RNA of Cyclopterus lumpus (lumpfish), 1020 nucleotides long. RefSeq names its product charged multivesicular body protein 6-like. Gene Ontology annotation, biological process: vesicle budding from membrane; late endosome to vacuole transport via multivesicular body sorting pathway. Gene Ontology annotation, cellular component: multivesicular body; ESCRT III complex. Lineage: Eukaryota; Metazoa; Chordata; Actinopteri; Perciformes; Cyclopteridae. The transcript has 8 exons. The coding region runs from base 148 to 771 and encodes 207 amino acids. The record is from RefSeq and is a predicted model, not a curated record.